CGAGACAGGCAGCACGACAGAGGGAGCACGAGAGGGGAGUCACUCAAACGCCGGUAGGGAUUGUAAACGCAGCUGCACCUUAGAGGCAUUAGCUGCAGACUUAAACAUUUAUCCCCCCGCUCGCCGGGUGGUUUUCACUGUGAUUCGGUACACGGCUGGAGGAAAUGUCUAACGGCAGCUGGAAGCCCUUUGUGUUCGGUGGGCUGGCUUCUGUGACGGCGGAAUGCGGGACCUUCCCAAUCGACCUAGCGAAGACACGUCUUCAAGUUCAAGGCCAAGUAGGCAGCAAAUACCGAGAGAUCCGGUACAGAGGCAUGCUCCAUGCGAUAGUGAGGAUAGGAAGAGAGGAGGGGCCCCGGGCUCUGUAUUCAGGAUUAGCUCCUGCUAUGCUGCGCCAGGCGUCCUAUGGGACUAUAAAAAUUGGCACAUACCAGAGCUUAAAGCGACUGCUGGUUGACAGACCGGAGGAUGAGACACUGCUGACUAAUGUGGUGUGUGGUGUUCUCGCUGGAGUCGUCUCCUCCUCCAUCGCCAACCCCACUGAUGUGCUAAAGAUCCGCAUGCAGGCGCAGGGAAGCCUGAUCCAGGGCAGUAUGAUGGGUAACUUCAUCAACAUCUACCAGCAAGAGGGAACAAGAGGACUGUGGAAGGGCGUCUCUCUAACGGCUCAACGAGCCGCCAUCGUGGUGGGAGUGGAGCUCCCGGUCUAUGACAUCACCAAGAAGCAUCUGAUCCUGUCGGGUCACAUGGGGGACAACGUGUACACGCACUUUGUCUCCAGCUUUGCGUGCGGCUUGGCGGGAGCUUUGGCCUCCAACCCAGUGGACGUAGUGCGGACACGCAUGAUGAACCAGAGAGGAGGAUUUCUGUACCAGGGGACACUGGACUGUAUACUGCAGACGUGGCGCUCCGAGGGCUUCAUGGCCCUGUACAAGGGCUUCUUUCCCAACUGGCUCCGCCUGGGACCGUGGAACAUCAUUUUCUUCCUCACUUAUGAACAGCUGAAGAAGAUCAACGUGUGAGCGGCGGAACAAGGGCGGUCAAUAAGAGACGAGAAUGUGCUCACGCUCAGACAUGAGCUGAGAGGACCAAAAUCGGGAGAAGGCUUGGAUUGUGAUGGAUCCUUUAUGGACCCGCUGAUUGGGGGGGGGUGAUGUAGACCCCAUGUGAGAGAAGCGGUUUGAGAUUUUUGCCUGAUUCCUGUUUGGGCGACAUGUCUCCUGAAGCCUGCGGCAAGCGUGGAAGACACUCAAUAUCGUGUUUUAGCUUAUCCACAUGCUUCAUUAAGCUUAACCGCGCAUUUAAAUUUGAAAAAGCCACUUAAAUCUUGUCUACGAAGCAAGAAACAGCUUUAAAAUGUCUUGACUAUCACAAGGGUUUUUCUAAACUUUGAAAGUGGUCUUCAAAUUGAGUGCCUUAGUUUGCGAUACAAGCCGUCUCGGGCGCAUUAAGACCAAGAAUGUCGGAUAGAGAUGACUAUCGCAGCGAUCGAUCAUUCCCUUGUUUUCUUAAAAGACAAAUGUUUGUGUGCAGGAGUCAACAAUCUUGACUACAAUGCUUUUCAGUGUGUGGACAGGUGGAAUUAUUUAUUACUCCAACACUCCCUGGAGUAUUUUUUUUACAGAGUUUAGAGCCAAGAAUAUACACCAGGAUGUACUGUUAUAAAUAACAGUCGUAUAAACAACCAGUGACACACACACACACACACACACACACACACACACACACACACACACACACACACACACACACACACACACACACACACACACACACACACACACACACACACACACACACACACACACACACAAACAUCAUAUCACAUGCCCAUAUGUGGCAAGACAAGUGGUCCCCUGAUGGCAGCGAGUGCAGACAGUAAAUAUAACUGGUCAAGCCAACACCGCAUUAGGUUUAGACCACUGAUACAGAUAAGGGUUACCAAAAUGUGUGUGUUUAUUACUUGAAGGCACUGAAACUAAUGCAGUUUUAUCUCCAGGAGUAUUUUCAAAUACUGUAUUUGGACGCUUAUGUGAGCUUUUAAUCUUGAAGAAUGAAUAUGUUGCCUGCUUUCGUGUGUUUGUGUGAGCUGCCAUCGCUGCCAAAGUUUACUCUUGAUGCUGGGUGUUGAAGCUUCCUGCAUAUUUUAAAUAAAAGAGAAAAAACA
Messenger RNA from Eleginops maclovinus (Patagonian blennie), 2167 nucleotides. RefSeq names its product kidney mitochondrial carrier protein 1-like. The coding region runs from base 165 to 1022 and encodes 285 amino acids. Gene Ontology annotation, molecular function: transmembrane transporter activity. The transcript is spliced from 9 exons. Gene Ontology annotation, biological process: transmembrane transport. The record is from RefSeq and is a predicted model, not a curated record. Lineage: Eukaryota; Metazoa; Chordata; Actinopteri; Perciformes; Eleginopidae.